Molecule: messenger RNA, 360 nt
Organism: Fusarium pseudograminearum CS3096
Lineage: Eukaryota; Fungi; Ascomycota; Sordariomycetes; Hypocreales; Nectriaceae
Exons: 2
Coding region: 1-360 (119 amino acids)
Source: RefSeq, a predicted model, not a curated record
AUGACAUCUUUGACAAAAGUCAUCGACGACAAGGUCGUCACUAACACUGAUGUCAAACCUCCCACCGGAUGGACCGUCAACUACGAAGACUUUGGUGAUGAUAGUAUAUGGGGCGAAGAAGGAGAAGUUGCUGAUCUGGUCGGCAGUUAUGGCAUCUUCGGAGUGGUCAAGCCGCUCUUCAGAGCCCUUACCAGCUCCGACGAGGUCAUUUUUCUGAUCGAGAUUAACGAGCAGUACUAUAUAUACCAUGGAGAGUCUGGAUGGGUACAGCGGGUUGUCUCGCCGGUAGAUUUGGAGGAGAUUGUGGAAUUUAUCAAUGAGCAGGGAUAUUGGCAGCUGGAAACAGAGGAUCUCGAGUGA